Darwinula stevensoni is the source of this 1383-nucleotide messenger RNA. The record is from the annotation of a GenBank genome assembly. Lineage: Eukaryota; Metazoa; Arthropoda; Ostracoda; Podocopida; Darwinulidae.
AUUCACUGAAAAGUCAUUGAAACUCAGAUGGAGCUCAAAGUCACCGUCCGAAACGUCCUGAAAACCUCGGUCAUUCUGUUGUCACUAGCACUGGCAGUGAUUCAGGUGGGCGAGUUGAUCCAGCUGUACCACUCCCAGCCCACGAGCACCUUGUACAUCAACGCGCACGCGAAUCUCGUGCGUCCGCCUGCGUUCACCAUCUGCCCGAGGCCCUCUCUCUUCUCCAGUUGGAUGACGGAUCUGGAUCGGUCGCAAGUAGGACUGAAGCCUGGGGAUUUCUGGAGCAUGGUGAGGAAGGUCAAGAACACGACCGCUGCAAGGGUUUUUCAGGAAUGGAUGUUUCCGCCGAACCAGAGUCAUUGGGAAGCGAUCGUUCCUGCUUUCCUGAUCGGCACUUUCGGGUCCAGCGGCGAGUUCGAUACGACGAUGAGGAACGGGGAAGUGAUUGAAAAAUUCCGUGCCGGUAAUGGGGCUUGGGUUCACCGAGCCUUUUACACCUACAUCGACUCCCGAGACUCGUUCAGGGGAGAUUACUUCAAAUGCCACACUCUUGUGCUGGAUAAAGCAAUCUCGAGAAUGUUUGCAACGAGGAAUUUACAUUGUACACACCUGAGAUUCGAGAUCGCCCUCGGGGAUGUGACUGACAUGAUGCGACCUAUCCCCCCACUGGUUGACGUCUUCAUCCAUGAUCCCCGCGAGCCCUACACGAACUUGGGUUUCUUCCAUGGAGUCCAGGUAAGUGUUGCGAACGGGUCGAUUGUCAGUGUGGCCAUUCGUCCGCACCGGACAUUGCUGGUCGACAGGAAGGAUCAGCCUUGCUCUUCGAAUGAGAACUAUAGCUACAACACGUGCAUGGAGAGAUGCUUCUGGGAUGCGAUCCAGUCCUCUCCAGACGUUCCUUGUCUGUCUCCUCUGCUUCUGCCCGGCGGCAUAAACGCCACCAAGCCGGAUUGCACGACCGCGUCCGAGGAGGACGAGCAACUGAGAAUCGUGUUCGAAGAGAAAUUGAGACUCUUGAGGGGCGAGACGUGCAACUGUCCCAAGGGCUGCUCCAUCACCAACUACCGCGUCUCCGAAGAUCCGAACGCUCAGGUCUGCCGGGACUCGUUGCAGUCGCUGAGUAUUUGGCCCCUCUGGGAACAGGCAACGGCGGCGCUCAUCUUCUCGUUUCCGUCGCCACGGAUACCACAGGUCACCGAAAGGCUGGCUUUGUCGGUGGAGGAUCUGUGGUCGUCCGUCGGCGGAAUCGUCGGCAUCUGCCUCGGGGUCUCGAUCAUCUCUCUCUUCGAUAUCCUGGAGCAAGCUUGCCUCUACUCCUUCAAAAUCGUCCACAGAAGAUUCGGCAAAACGACGUCAGAUGUGAAAUCGAAUGUGCUAUGCUAA